This is a messenger RNA of Phycomyces blakesleeanus NRRL 1555(-), 2616 nucleotides long. RefSeq lists its product as hypothetical. The record is from RefSeq and is a predicted model, not a curated record. The transcript has a single exon. Bases 1 to 2616 code for a protein of 871 amino acids. NCBI's taxonomy places the organism in Eukaryota, Fungi, Mucoromycota, Mucoromycetes, Mucorales, Phycomycetaceae.
AUGCUGGCUUCUGUAGGAUGUUGUUUUGUUCGCAAGCGCAGGGGACGAUCCAAGACACUCGAUAGCGCAGAACCGACCCAGAGAGGAUCAUUCGGGCAACUCACGACCGGAUUUAAUAUACCAACAACAGUCGACCAGAAUAAUACUAUCGAAACAUCCGUCACGAUGUCCAUUCCAGACCUCGCCUCAUGUACCGAAAAAGACAGCGCCUCGUUUACAGACCUCCCGAGCCCAAGAAGACAAGAUACCAAGCCAAAAUCCCCCACCUUAAUUCCACAGAACUCUCUCUUCUCAGACAAGAUGGAACUCAACUCAAACGAAGCUAUGGAACUCUACACCACAUGUGUGAUUGCCAGCCAGGAAGCGGCCGAAGCAAAACAGGCCCGUGGAUUUGUGUCGAUUGAUUUCGAAAAGAUGCAGCAAAAAGCAACCACGAUGAAGAACACUCUCCACCAAUCCCUUCGUCGCCAAAGAUCCCUAAAACUAUCCGUGCCUGUCAACCAGAUGUUUCAUUCGGGAGACGAGCCUCCCUCUCCCCUCUUGAGCUCAUCAUUGUACUCCCAGAACCCACUCCAGCCAAGAUCAAAAGAAACCUUACAAAAGUCUCCUAUUGACAAUGAUUUCACUGUCGAAUCACUUGCUAUUCUCUCCCCAACUCGACACUCUACCAAAAUGAGCCUCAAGACCCAGUGUGAACCUAGUACGAUUACUGGAGAUGACUGGGUAGUCAGUCCGGUCAGUGUGCGGAGUCACACCCUACAAUCCAUCCCAGCCUUUGAAUCAACAACAGCCGUAGCAGCAGCUCUAGCAGAACAUGGACAAGAACAGGAUGAAGAGCUAGAAGGCUACGAUAUGGCCGAUAGUCCUCUCAAGGAAGUUACGGCUGUGAAUGCUGCCCGUCGUGUGAUCCGCUCUGCAUCCAGAAAGACCAAGACACGAUCGGUUCUGAUCAGCGACGAGGCUGUGACUAUGAUGUUUGGCCAGCCAGACGACUCUCUGACCAGAGAGGGUCGACCAACACCUCGCAUGCCACCCGUCCCAAAGGCAGACGAAUCCAAUUACUUUGCCAGUGUACGAAGUCGUGAUCCACGCACACUCGAGAACAUUACCAUCACAUCUGGAUCUGUCCGACGCCUGGUCCGAGAUAGUAUCGUGACCGAAGGAAGAGCGACCGUGUCGGCAGGUGUUCGCAGUGGCCCUGGGCCAGGUGCUCGAGAGAUUGCGGGCUGGUGGCAGCAAAGCCCAAAACAGGCCCAGACUAACAAGGAAGCCAACCUCCCCAUGUCUGUUGCCAAUCUUCCUCGCCUUGUGCCUCCCGUUGGAUCUGGAUCUCACACCAGCAACACUGCAAAAACCCUGGCCGUCCGAGAUCUGCGUAUCCUCGGCAACAAGGGUGAAGGUCUCACCAGAACAGGCUCAAAACGGGCCAGCACGCUGGGACGCAGCUCACAGAAACCGGUGCCUAGUCUUAAUGGUGUCAAGUCGCUCAAGCAUCUCUUUGAGACACCAACAUCUAGGGUCACACCUGAUCCUCAGGGGUCACUCAAACCAGCUCGUCCAAUUCCAUCGUGGGGUAUUGCUGAUAAAGGAGUAUUAUCGGCUGGACAAGAUCUCAGCCCUGAGGCCACGGAUGAACCAUCAGAUUCUGCUAAAUAUGCGGUCUCGGAUCAGGACAUGGCAAUGCAGGCGAGCAUUUAUGCGGCAAAGGCAAAAGCUAACGCUAACACUAAUGCCAGUGCCAGUGCCAGUGCCAGUGCCAGUGCCAGUGCCAGUGCCAGUGCCAAUGCUUCUAGAUCCAAAAUCGGAAGUGCCUCUGUGUCGGGCAAGAAAGGAGGCGAGGUGGCUACUAUCCGUCGUAUGCUGCAGUCGACUUGGGAGAACAGCUUGAACGGUAGUGAGUCCACGACAAGCUUUACAUCCGACCUCAGCAACUGUUCGCAGCAAUCGCCAUCCAUGCUAGCAACUCCUCACCAGAGCACCCAGUUUCUUCAAUCUCUAUCUGUUCGAGCCAACCCUUCCCGACGACCGACCAUGCCGGCCAGCUUUGUAGACCAUGAACAGGGUAGCUUUCGAUAUGAGGAUGAGGAUCAAGAUCAAGAUCGAGCUCCUACUUCUUCUCUUUCGUCUUCUACUGUACGUACUAUGGUGCCUACUUACGACACCAGACAGUACUCUGGUGAAAGUCGUCGUCUGCAAGAAAUGUCUGAUACUUUCGGAAGCGGGCGUGAGAGUGAGUUCCGCCCGCCGAAUGACAGAGCUUCCAAUACAGGUACAAUGCUGCGGGCCAGUGCAAACAAUAACAGUGUAGCCAAGACUUGGAAUGGCCGGGCUCAGAAGAGCAGGCCCGGGCUUCUGGCAGAGCCAUCGGCGGCGGUAAUGUCGCGUGCCUUGGAGGCCACGAGUAUCGGACGGUCAAAAGGGCGCAAGCCGAUCUUCAGCACGCUUCGCACAGGCUCUCGACAACGGGGAGGUCUUCCGUGGGCAGAAGACGACGAAGAUGAGGCAAGCCUUGAAAGUCAGACAGAAUAUGACCGGUACCUGGGUUCGCCCGACGUCCGAUCUCCAGCCACAGGCUCGGAGCGAUCUUCUUGGGCAACGAUUCGACCCUCAAGCUAG